AUGGGGAAACUUUGGAGCAUUAACGUUCUUGUUUUAAUGCUGCUAAUGUUUCUGCCAGAAAAAUGCAUUAGCACACCCAAAAGUAACUUCUCUGAUCAAUCUGCCCUUCUUGCCUUCAAGGCUCACAUCAUUUUCGAUCCUCAAAACCUCUUGCAAAGCAACUGGUCCUCCGAAACCUCCUUCCGCAACUGGAUGGGCGUCUCAUGCAGUCUUCGCAGGCAACGAGUCACAGCACUGAAUCUUUCAAGCAUGGGACUAAUGGGGACCAUUCCACCACAACUUGGAAACCUUUCCUUCCUUCAGUUUCUAGAUCUUCGCAACAAUAGCUUCCACGACCAUCUACCCAACGAUAUAGGUAGUUUACGCCGAUUAAAGGCAAUGGAUAUGCGAUUUAAUGACUUAUCCGGCGUGAUUCCAGAAAGCUUUGGGAAUUUGCACAAGCUUCAAUAUUUUCGAUUCUUUAAAAGUAGUCUCACAGGUUCGCUCCAGAAGUUGUCAUCUAUCUCGUUAUCUAAUAACAGCUUUCAAGGGUCCAUUCCAGAAUCAUUUGGUGAUUUGGUAGCCUUGGAAAUCUUGGAUUUCCUCCGCGGACAAAUUCCAAGCGGAGGACCAUUUGCAAGCUUCACUGCUCAAUCUUUUAUGGCGAACAAGGCUCUCUGUGGCCCUUCUCGGCUGCAAGAUGUCGACGAAGAGUACCUUCAUCAUGGAUAUUCAACUCCAGUGGUGCAUUGUGAUCUGAAACCGAGCAAUGUGUUACUAGAUGAAGACAUGGUUGCACACGUGUGUGAUUUCGGCAUUGCAAAACUUUUAGGUGAAAGCGAAUCCAUCGCACAGACCAAGACGCUUGCUACAAGUAUGGACUGGACGGACUUGUUUGAUGUCCACAGUUUUGGGAUCAUGUUAAUGGAAAUAUUCACACGAAAAAAGCCUACAGAUGAAAUGUUUGAGGGAGAAAUGAGCUUGAAAAGAUUGGUCAAAGAAUCAUUUCCUGAUUCAGUAAUUGACAUCGUGGAUGGCAAUAUGUUGAACACAGGAGACGGCGACUCCUUAAAAGAGAAGCAUUGUGUCACAUCUAUAAUGGAGUUAGCUCUGCAAUGUACUAAUGAAUCACCUCAGGAGAGGAUCAACAUGGUUGAAAUCCUGGCAAGGCUUAAAAAGAUCAAGGGGGAAGUCUUGAGAGCUUGGGCUGCGAAUGUUAGCGAUUUUGGCAUUGAAAAAGCUCUUGAUGUGAAACCAGGAUCCUUGCCAGCAUGUCCAUCAAUUAGUGGUUGA
Dovyalis caffra is the source of this 1272-nucleotide messenger RNA. The record is from the annotation of a GenBank genome assembly. NCBI's taxonomy places the organism in Eukaryota, Viridiplantae, Streptophyta, Magnoliopsida, Malpighiales, Salicaceae.